GUGUCCGCGUCUGUGUCCUUGGCCUACUCUUGUUCUGCAUCUCCCAGAGCCUAGAGCCAGUGCUAGCACGUCCUGGCAUAUGGAUCUUCUCAUCUGAACGAAGCAUCAAGAUUGGUCGCCAUGCUGAUGAUGCUAAGAAAUUUCACCUACAGCAAUCGCAUGGAGGCAUUCCAUGUGUUCCGUAUGCUUAUGGAGAAGAGGUCGGAACCCGUGAGGGAGUUUGCAUAGUGUGAAUCCGGAACAGCGUCUAAUGUCCAUAAUUUGCAGGACCCCAUGUAUUUUGAAGACAUGAACUGUGAGCCCACGAAUGAAUUCUCAGUUGCGGAAUCUGGAAUUGGUCACGAGACGUCCCCUGAUAAAGAUGACGACCUGCUGGAUUUUCAAGAACCGCCGACUUCUCCUGUUAACUUAUUGCCGAUGUGAAGCGUCAAGGGUCUGUCUGCGUGAUGACCACGAGGAUUUUGACAGAUGGACCAGAUGAUAUCAAGUUCAGACUGGCUGCACGGACAUUCGAAAUGAACCGCGACGAAAUGCACAUGGAUCUUACUGUGA
This is a messenger RNA of Closterium sp. NIES-67, 552 nucleotides long. NCBI's taxonomy places the organism in Eukaryota, Viridiplantae, Streptophyta, Zygnematophyceae, Desmidiales, Closteriaceae. The record is from the annotation of a GenBank genome assembly.